AUGGAUUCGACUUUAGAAGAGCAAAGUAAUCAUGGGACCGAUGAUAAAAUUUCAGUAAAGAGUGAAAAUGUGAAUUUGCAACAAAGUGUGAAGGGUAAGAAGGGACAUAAAAGGUCCGAUGUGUGGGCUCAUUUUGAUAUAAAGAAUGAUGGAACUGUAGAAUGCAUUUAUUGUGGACAAGUGUAUAAGCAUCAAUCUAAAAGUGGGACUAGUACAUUGCGAAAUCAUAUCGACGAUUUAUGCAAAAAAUAUCCAUAUAGGUUUCAAGACAAAAGGCAAAAGACAUUAAAUUUCUAUGGUAACUCUAGAAAUGAUGAGGUUUUAGAGAGUGUUAGUAGUGGUGGACAACUUGUCAAGUUUACUCAAAAAGGGGUGAGAGAACAAAUUACUAAGUACUUUAUAUUAUCUGAGUUACCUUUUCGACACGUUGAAGAUGAAGGUUUUCAAGGUAUUUUUUUUUCGACUUUUGAUUUUCCUUCAAGGAUGACAGUUGCUAGGGAUAUAUAUCGUUUGUUUCUUGAUGAGAAGAAGAAAUUGAGGAAAGAAUUGAGUAAACACUGA
This is a messenger RNA of Olea europaea var. sylvestris, 561 nucleotides long. RefSeq lists its product as uncharacterized. The record is from RefSeq and is a predicted model, not a curated record. NCBI's taxonomy places the organism in Eukaryota, Viridiplantae, Streptophyta, Magnoliopsida, Lamiales, Oleaceae. The transcript has a single exon. Bases 1 to 561 code for a protein of 186 amino acids. Gene Ontology annotation, molecular function: DNA binding.